Molecule: messenger RNA, 1713 nt
Organism: Chaetomium fimeti
Lineage: Eukaryota; Fungi; Ascomycota; Sordariomycetes; Sordariales; Chaetomiaceae
Product: Alpha/Beta hydrolase protein
Exons: 3
Coding region: 1-1290 (429 amino acids)
Source: RefSeq, a predicted model, not a curated record
AUGCGGGCCGACUUGGUUGCCCUUCUCACCGCGUCCGUUUUUGGACAUGCGUUUCUCGGCAUCCCCUAUGCCCGCCCGCCCGUGGACGACCUCCGGUUUGCGCCACCCCAACCGGCGCUACCGUUCGGGGACAUCUGGGCGCCGCGUGGCAAGGCAAAGAAGGACCUCCCGGUCAUAAUCUUCUUCUACGGGGGAGCAUUUAGCGCCGGCGGCACCAACGCACCAUACCUCAUCCCAGCGGAAUGGAUACAACGGACCCAAGAGCACAUCGUCAUCUCCUUCAACCACCGAGACAACAUCUUCGGCUACACCAACGCCGCCGGCCAACCUCCAGACCAGCAAAACCCCGGUCUCCUCGACGCCCGCCUCGCCAUCGAAUGGGUGCGCGACAACAUCGGCUCCUUCGGCGGCGACCCGACACGCAUCGGCCUCUGGGGCGAGAGCUCGGGCGCCAUUAUCAUCGCCUACUACAGCUACGUCUACCGCGACGACCCCAUCGCCAACAGCGUCAUCCUCGACUCGGGCAACGAGUUCAUCGACGUCCUCAGCCACGACCCGACCCACGCCAACUUCACCUACGUCGCCUCCGAGCUCGGCUGCGGCAACCUGUCCCCCACCGACGAACUCGCCUGCAUGCGCCAGGUCGACGCCUCCGCCAUCAACGACUUCAUCAGCACCUACGCCGCCGCCGGCCACACCCCACCGGUCUUCUUCUCCGCCACCGUCGACAGCACGACUGUCUUCGCCAACUACACCACACUAGCCCAGGCCGGCCAGAUCGCGCGCUUACCCGCCCUCAUCGGCAGCAACGCGCAGGAGGGCGUGUCCUUUCUCCCGUACGACCCCGACAGCGUCGACCAGGCCCUCGCUGACCAAAUGACGGCCGCCUUCUUCUUCUGCCCGACCUACCAGGCGGCGCGGGCGCGCGUUGCCGCGCAUGGCGGGGAGGUGCCGGUGUACCGGUUUGUGUACUCGGGGAACUUUACGAAUGUGAGUCCCAAGCCGUGGAUGGGCGCCUAUCAUGGCGCGGAGAUGCCGCCGGUUUUUGGGACGCAUAGCCUGUUUCGCGGGGAGUCGAGUGAGUUGGAGUGGGCGACCAGUCGGGCGAUGCAGGACGCGUGGGUGGAGUUUGUGGCGACGGCCGGGGAGCGGAUGGUGACGGUGGAGGGGUGGGAUGCGUGGAGGGAGGUGGAUGGGGGCAGGGUGGUGGAGUUUGGGAAUGGGGUGCCCGCGCGGUUGAUGGAUACCGCGGAGAUGGAGGAGCAGUGUCGGCAGCUGGGGCUGAGCUGAGAGGAUUGUCGAGGUUGGGUUGGGAUUGUCAGGACUAUCCGGAGAUGAUAGGAUCAGAGCUCGUUGUAUCCGGGGAUGGAGGAACAAUAUCGGCAGCUGGGGCUGGGUGGAUUACCUUGAGACGACAGGGUCAGAGCUCGGUUGUGUUCGGGGAUACGGCAGCAAUGUCCGCAGCUGGGGUUGCCUACGUUGAGUUAGGAUUGCCAUGGUAAUCUAUCCAGAGAUGAUACUAGUAGGAUAGGAGCCGGUCGUACCUCGUAUCCAAUCCUAUCAGGUGUUCGUUGCCCUGUGGUCUUUGACAAACGCCACGAUUUGCGUCAAGGCAACGGGGAUAGUAAUGAUUCGCGCGUACACGUACUGCCUUUGGUUGAUUGUAUGUACCUCGAAACUCGGGGAUGGAUACCUGAAGGUUGGCUCAAACUG